GGUUCAGUCAAAUAUUUGAAUUUGUGAUGGUAUAUAGUCGUUUAUAAAUAGUGUCUGAUAUAUUACCCCAGCUGUACUUCCAUUUAACAUUCGACUCUCUCACCCAAGGUGUACACAUCGACAAUAUAUGGUACGAAGGUAUUGGCCUGCAAGACAAUAUGAGACUGCAAUCAAUCCUUGUUUGGUUACUAUUCGCCAUGAUAAUGCACGCAUCAUGUCAGACUCCCCAAACAGUCAACACUCCUUCCGGUCCCAUUAAAGGCGUGGUCGUCCCUACUCUUGGGACGGAUAUCGUACAGUUCCGGAAUAUUCCAUACGCGCAACCACCAAUUGGCAACCUCAGAUUUGAGAAACCACUCCCGGUAGAACCUUGGACAGAAACUCUGGACGGAACUGUCUUUGGACCUUCUUGCAUACAGGAUACACAAAUGUUUGAGAAAUUGUGGGAAAUGGCAGACAAGCAUGAACUAUCUGAAGAUUGUUUACAGCUAAAUGUUUAUGUUCCCAGAGCUGUUUCAACUGAGGCAAAGAAGCCAGUUAUGUUUUGGAUCCAUGGUGGGGCCUUUACACUUGGAAAUAGCUGGGGAUAUGACCCUUCUUUCUUCGUAAUGAAAGAUGUUAUAGUGGUAACAAUCAAUUACCGUCUUGGGUUAUUCGGAUUCCUAAGCACAGAGGACACCAAACUGCCAAGUAACUUUGGAAUCUGGGAUAUGAUUGAAGCCCUGAAGUGGGUAAAUAAAAACAUAGCAUCGUUCGGGGGCGAUCCCGAGUCUGUUACCAUUUUUGGUGAAUCGGCAGGAGGAUUCGCUGUGUCGUACCUGGCUAUGAUUCCGAGUACCGCUGGUCUAUUUAAACGUAUCAUCCCCCAAAGCGGAUCUGCCGUAGGAUUUUCGGGCAUUGAUCGAAAUCCUGCACGAAUUGCCAAAGCCACAGGAAAAUUAGUUGGGUGCAUCACGGACGAAGACGAAGAUAUCUCCAACAGUAUUCUCAUUGAUUGCCUCAAAACUAAGACCUCCGAUGAAUUGUUGAAAACUCAGAAUAAUCCAGCUACUUUCAGCUUAGACGCAUUUACCCUUUUACCCGAAAUCUGGCCCGUUAUUGAUGGAGAACUGCUAAAGAAAUUACCUCUUGACAGUUUAAGUGACCCUAACUCUGAGGAAUCAGUUUACUUUAGAUCUUUUGAUAUGCUAGCAGGUACCACUAGCAAUGAAGGAAAUGCUAUAGCCUUCAUUGUAUAUGACUAUCAAGAAUCUAUGAAGUUCAACAUUACCGACGGUAUACCAACAUCUGUUUUAUGUGACGUGGUCGCACCAACAUUGGCCAAGGAGAUGUUUAAUGACGACACUAUAGUUUCCGAUUUAUUAUGUAAGGAAUAUACAUCUGACAACCUAGCGCAGCAGGCAAGAAAUCUAGGAAUGUUGUAUGAGGAUGCAUGGUUUGUUGCACCUACUGUGCAACUUCUUGACUUUCAUGCAAAGAAGAAAACUUCUCCAAACACAUAUCAUUAUGUGUUUUCCAAGCCAACGGAUAUGACAUUUCUCCUUCCUGAGUAUCCAUGGAUGGAAGGAGCUGUACAUGGGGCCGAACUAAUGUACAUGUUUGGUCCGAAAUUCUUUAAUGAAAUGGAUGAAUCUUAUUCAUCGGAAGAAGGGAAGGCAUUUACUGACAUUCUCAUUACUUAUUGGACCAACUUUGCCAAAACAGGGAAUCCAAAUGGAGAUGGCCUGGUCCAUUGGGAGGCGUUCACCUCCAACGGUCGGGACUAUUUGGAAUUGAAUGACAAGCCAGUCCCAGGUCAGAACUUGUACGAGAGGAGGGUGAAGUUUCUGCUACAAGACGUACCUAACAAACUCAACGACAGAGUGAAAACUGAGUUAUAGAAAUCCAUGCUCUCUAACGAAUUGCGACUGACUGCUCACAACAGCGUCACGAAGUCAUUCAUGUUAUCAUUUUUAUUUUUAGAAUACCACUGGAAAAGGAAUAAGGAAAAUAGAUAGUUUACAUUGUCGCAGCAUUGUCACCCUACUAGUGAACUAAUGCAUCAAUCAACGAGUGUUUUAACUGUGCAUCUUCUCGAAAGGGAAAAAGAGCAAAUGUUAAUGGAACUAUAUAUCGCAUGACAUUAUCUGCGUUUCAACUAAAAAAGGAUUUUUUUUUUUUUGAAAAAAAAAACAACUAAUUACUUCUUAUAACUUUAGGAGGAAGCAUUUAGAAGGUCAUCUGAAAACAUUUUUAUGAAACCAGCAUGACGUAAAGUUGACAAUGGGAACCGAGACAAUGCAUGCAUACACUACCGAUAAACAGUGUCCACAUCCAUAUCAAAUAAAAAUCGAGCGGUUUUGUAUGACUUCUCUAUACCAAGCAGUAAAGAGAAUCCUACACUAGUUGUAAUAUAUGGAAGUUUAUUCAUAUGAGAUGGUGUAUUAAUUUUUUUCAUUGCAUGUAACUGCAGCAAAAUCUGUUGUGGUGUAUUAGUUUUAACUAUUUGAUCUUGCUCUCUAAUAGUUAGCAGAAAAUUAUUAUUGCACUUGAAGGUAUUUGUGAAUUAUUAUAUGGUUAAUUCUUCAAUUUACAGUGAAUCACUUUUGGCGAAAACAAUACGAGAUUAAACAAUUAUGGCAAUUUG
Messenger RNA from Pecten maximus, 2626 nucleotides. RefSeq names its product carboxylesterase 1D-like. The record is from RefSeq and is a predicted model, not a curated record. Gene Ontology annotation, biological process: chemical synaptic transmission; synaptic vesicle endocytosis; neuron cell-cell adhesion. Bases 159 to 1880 code for a protein of 573 amino acids. Gene Ontology annotation, molecular function: neurexin family protein binding; signaling receptor activity. The transcript is spliced from 3 exons. Gene Ontology annotation, cellular component: synapse; cell surface. Lineage: Eukaryota; Metazoa; Mollusca; Bivalvia; Pectinida; Pectinidae.